Messenger RNA from Gilbertella persicaria, 1857 nucleotides. RefSeq lists its product as uncharacterized. Bases 156 to 1658 code for a protein of 500 amino acids. The record is from RefSeq and is a predicted model, not a curated record. The transcript is spliced from 2 exons. NCBI's taxonomy places the organism in Eukaryota, Fungi, Mucoromycota, Mucoromycetes, Mucorales, Choanephoraceae.
UUUUCUUUUUUUUUUUUUUCUUGUAAUUAUAUUUUUUUUUUUGUAAUUUUAUACAUGUUUUUUUAAGCGAGACUCUUAUACACUCAAAAAAAAAUCAGGUUCCUCUGAAUUUUUUUCAUUGAACAGAAAAUAAAAACAAAAUCCCAGUUUAUUAAAUGCAUGAACUGGUUAAAAAUGAAAAAAAGAAGGAGAGUAGAGCACGGCCACUACUACAGACACGCACGGACCCUAUCGCAUUAUCAACAUCAGCAGAAGAGGAGCAAAAAGAAGAGCAACAAAAGAGAAUAGCAGCUAGAGCAGCAAAGGCAAUGGCACAAGUGCUACAACGUAGACGCGAACCCCGGUCACAAAUGAUAUGGGGAGACCGGAAGAAGGCUGUCAUUAAAAGAUACCCUGAUGGUAGUCAAGAAAUCAUCGUACCACAAACAUUAACUCCAGAACAAGAAAAUUACGAAUUUCCUCCCAGGUCAAGAUUCCUCAAGAAAUUAGCAAAUUCUACAGCUGAACGUCGUCGUAUUUCUGUCUUACAAGAUCACCUGGCGCCAUCAGCCCCUGACUCUAUUGUCUCUACCGAAGUUACACCUGCCCCUUCUUAUCAAACAAUCAACACCUCUGCAGAAAUGCGACAACCUGACCAACUUGCCCUGAACGAAUGGUUCACCAAGAAAGAAAACAGAACCAUGUCUAGAAAGUCAGAUAAAGAUCGCGCUGUGAUUGAUUGGAUCAACGAUGUAGAACGCCAUUCCAAAUCACUCUUGACGGCUGACAAAAAGUAUCAACACCUUGUUGUCAAAAAACCUUCACCUUCUACCAGUCAAAACAGUAACAAGAUUCAGUUCAAGAGUGAAGCUGGCAAAAGAUGGGCCAACAGUAUUCUCUCAAAUGCAUCCCUUCUUGCACCUGACGAUACUUGUCGCAAACAUUAUGUGCCUAGACGAUUACUAUCAUCACUGAGACAACAAGAUUUCAAAACGAACGAUGUUGAUAUAGGAAUUGAAGAAGAAAACAAACAAGCGACUGAAGCAGCUUCCAAGAUUCAAAUGAUUUGGAAGGAAUAUCAAAACAAAUCAUCUCCAGCCGUACUAGAGAACCAAAUUGGUCAGACAGUGAUGGCCACCACUGGGCAACGCACACCAAUUGCCGGCAUGGUACAACUUGUUCAAAUGCUUCAUCAUUCACUCAAUGUUCAACGACAAAAAUCUCAUGAUCGUAUGGCCAAGUUAGAAUCAUUGCUCAAAGAAGAAACCAAAAAACGGCAAGAAGCCGAAGAAAACAUGAAAAGACUUGAAUCUAUCUAUGGAUCGACUAAACCUCCAACAUCGUCUUUAUUAUCUAGAGUUACUGAAUUAGAAUUGUCUGUAAAACGCAAUUCUGUCAAGAGACAAUCACCCACAUCUUCCACCACGUCCAAAAAAUCCACUACACUUGUUGCUACUGCUCAUGUUCCUCCUUCUACUAAAAAACCCAUCAUCGCUUCUAGGCAACGUAAAUCAGUUGUUCCUGAAUCACCCCUUCGAUCCAACCCAAGAUCAUCAAAUCAAAUUCGCUCCUCCUCAUUGGCUCCUGCUGCUCGUGCUCUCUCUUCAUCAAGAAAAAAUAUCACCACCACAAGAAGAUUAACCGUUGCUACUCCCAACACUCGGCGCCCAGUGCAAUAAACACCAGUGCAUUUCCUCCUUUUUAAGUUUUAUUUUUUUUGUACACAUACCAACAUACAAGCACACACAUACACACACAUACAAUUCAUAGUUUCCUCUCUCUUUUUUUUUUUUUCUAUUUCGCAAUAUCUUUUUUCUCUUCUUUUUCAAUUGUAUAUAUUAAUUGUUUAUCUAUAUCCAUUGUUUUGCUUUUACUUCC